AGAUGCACUACUUGUCUUAAAAAGUUUUAAGUUACUUAGAAUUUUUAACAAAGACUGAGCAAGGUGGGGGUCACUGUCUGACUCCCGCGUGUCUGAUAAGUCAUCUCCACUGAAAUGGUAAUAAAUUAAAAGUCCCGCCAAAUUUAAAGCUCUUCAGUAAAAAAGGAGAGAUUGUAAUGGCUUGUCAAAAUUUUGCCAAAUUUAGUAAUUUUCUGAAGAAAACGCACUCAGUUUUAAAAUGUAGCCGACGUUACAUCAGUGAAAGUUGGGUUGCGGGUAGCUGUAUUGACCCAUCACUUGGCUUAAAUGAAGAGCAGAAGCAGAUACAGGGUCUUGCUACAGACUUUGCCAGAAAUGAGUUACAACCAAAUAUGGCAAAAUGGGAUCAAGAGGAAACCUUUCCAGUGGAUGUAAUGAAGAAGGCAGGCAGUAUUGGAUUUGGUGCUAUUUAUUGUAGUGAAGAGUUCGGUGGGACUGGACUGGGUCGGACAGAUGCUUCGCUCAUUUUUGAAGCUUUAUCUCAGGGUUGUGUUAGCACCACUGCCUACAUCAGUAUUCACAAUAUGUGUGCAUGGAUGAUAGACGAAUUUGGUAAUGAUACUCAGAAAAGUGAAUGGAUACCUAAACUGGCUACCAUGGAAGCUUUAGCCUCAUAUUGUCUAACUGAACCAAAUUUUGGAAGUGAUGCUGCCAAUUUAUCUUUGUCUGCUAGAAGAGAAGGAGAUCAUUACAUACUGAAUGGAUCAAAGAUGUUCAUCAGUGGAGGUGGAGAAACGGAUGUAUAUGUAGUCAUGUGUAGAACAGGAGAGAAAGGUCCCAAAGGUAUUUCCUGUCUUCUAGUGGAGAAGGGCACACACGGUCUAGAUUUUGGCAAGAAAGAGAGAAAGGUAGGUUGGAAUUCUCAGCCAACAAGGGCAGUGAUAUUUGAAGAUUGUCGAGUACCUACAACAAAUGUUAUAGGGCAGCCAGGUGACGGGUUUAAAAUAGCAAUGAGAGGUCUAAAUGGCGGCAGAAUUAAUAUAGCAUCAUGUUCAUUAGGGGCAGCACAAGCCUGUGUAGAAUUAAGUAGGGAUUAUCUUAAAGUUAGAAAACAAUUUGGACAAACCUUAGAAAACUUUCAGUAUUUGCAAUUUCUGCUGGCAGAAAUGGCAACAAAGCUUGUAGUAUCACGGAACAUGGUUAGACAGGCAACUAAAGCGUUAGAAGAAGACUGGCCGGAGAAAGUUGCUCUUUGUUCCAUGGCAAAAUACUUCGCUACAGAUGAAUGUUUUAAUAUAUGUAACCAGGCAAUACAAAUACAUGGUGGUUAUGGCUAUUUAAAGGAUUAUGCUGUACAACAAUAUAUGAGAGAUUGUAGGGUACAUCAGAUCCUAGAAGGAACAAAUGAGGUGAUGCGAAUGCUGGUUUCCCGGGAUAUUCUCACAGAUGGCCCAAGAAAAUACUCCUGAUUACAUCAAGUGUGAUAUUUUAAAGUGUGUUAAUUUUCUUUAUACAAUCAGUAAAUGGCUGAAAUAAAGUAUUGUUUUUGACAA
Molecule: messenger RNA, 1532 nt
Organism: Ruditapes philippinarum (Manila clam)
Lineage: Eukaryota; Metazoa; Mollusca; Bivalvia; Venerida; Veneridae
Product: isobutyryl-CoA dehydrogenase, mitochondrial-like
Exons: 11
Coding region: 177-1448 (423 amino acids)
Biological process (GO): lipid metabolic process
Molecular function (GO): acyl-CoA dehydrogenase activity; flavin adenine dinucleotide binding
Source: RefSeq, a predicted model, not a curated record